CCUUCCGCCCCUGCCUAACUAUUCGCUUUCACAUGCUUGACUUCCCAACAUAUGAUAGCUCAGUCGAUCCUCUUGGUUGGCUCAAUAGGUGUGAGCAAUUUCUUUCGUGGGCAACGCAUGGACGAGGCCGACAAGUUUUGGACUACAAUCUACCACCUCACCGAUGACGCUCAAUUCUGGCAUUUAUAGCUUGAGCGUGAUUUCGGCAUGUCGACACUGGAGUAGUUCAAGGAGGCUUGCCAUGCUUAGUUUGGGCCAUCACUUUGCGCAAAUCUCUUGGGCGAGUUCGCGCAUUUGUCGUUCACUUGCUUGGUCGCAGACUACACCAAGAGGUUUUUAGCGCCCAUGUGCCCGCAACAAUGAGCCAUUGACACCGUCCCAACAACUAUUUUUUUGUACACAGUAGGGCCGCCCGUUGGUUUUGCAUUAAUGUCAAGCUUCAACGACCAUCUGACCUUCACACCGCCAUCUCUUUCGCCAAGGCUUAUAACCAGUCCAAUGUCACGGCACCAGCCUUUUAGGCCUACAGGCUCUUGUGCCACUCUGAUCUUCCUGCGGUCAACACAACUAGUCAACUACAAUACCUUUCCCUCCAGCACCACUAGCAUGUUCUGUUGUCGACCACUCCAAAGCCGACCCCUCCAUGGCAGGUCUGGCACCUCACUUUUUCGUGCUCCUUGCCUUCUUACCUAAGCACACAUACGAUUCCGGAUUUGAGUUGGUAGCCAAGUCUCAUUUAAACGCAUAUGGAGCUCAAAGAGGAGUGAAGUCACACCUUGGUUUGGAUGGUGCGUGUACGUGCUUGAGUCAUAGGUCUACUUGGACUUGUCGGUUAGUUGAUGGUGAUGUCUGUGGGAUGCUCCGUCAUCUCCCCCUCCCCCUUUGGGAUGGAUCUGUCCUCGGAUCAAGGUUGUAAUGCCUCGGCCACAACCAUCGGUUCCCGGUUGUUACGCUAGCCCUGUAGACCAACACUAUUUUCCCACGCACUUUGUCCUCACUCGUGUGCACUCGGGGUCAACUUCCAGUCGGUCACCCAUCCUCAAGUUGCUCCGAAAAGAAGGAAUUCCUUGUUGAUUAGUCUAUCAAUUCUAUUAACCCGGAUGUUAUGUACACCCCCCUGAAACGAUCCGCCAUACUCGUCGGCCCCGCAGGAACGGCUGGCCCAACAGGAACGUCCCCCUAGCACAUGUCUAUGAGCGUGAAUGCCAACAUACACAUGUGCACAUGCCGUGUGCCAUGAUGGGCCACAGGCGCCAUGUACAUGUCUGCGCAUUGACCCGCAUGCCCGUGUAACCACGAGGGUCGGCUCUGAUACCAUUUGUAGCAACUCAACCACAACCAUCGGUUCUCAGCCGUUACGCCUGGCGGGAUCUAGAAUCCCCCCUCCCCGCACAGACCAACACUAGUCUCCUAUGCGCACUUUGUCGUCACUUGUGUGCACCUAGGAUCAACUUCCCAGUUGGUCACUCAUCCUCAAAUUGCUCCAAGCCAGCUUUGAGGCUCUUUGAGAAGAAGGAAUUUCUAUUGAUAUGGGUAGUCUAUGAAUGAAUCAUAUUAACCCAAAUGUUAUAAAGGUCGUCAUCACCAUAGUAAGGGGCAAGGCUGGUAACAUUGAAGGUUGCUUACCGAGUACUUAUCCAUGAAUAAGUCGGCCUUGUAGGUGUUGUGUCGAUCUGUUGGCUGACCCGAAUGGACCAUGGGCAUAAGGAAGUAGCUUGGACAUGCGCUCUUCUAGGAACAAGGCCGCACGAUUGUAACACCAUUGACUUGUUGGUGUUGACCUUGUCGGUGUGUUGUUAGACUUGGUGCUUAGUGGCGAGCCUUGUUUUCUAGUGCAUUGUCUUUAAGAACUCGACAUGUGUACUUGCAUCCAUGUUGGUGUGCUCUUGUAGACGUAGCGGGAGAAUGUUCGAUGGAGAAAGAGCGUUGAAGCCAUAGACAUCAAACGAUGACUUGAGUGUCGUUGAGUGUUGAGUGCAGAUUUAGGCAGGCUCGACGAUGGGCAAGCAAUUCUCUUACUAUUGAAAAAUUCUUCUUGAUGAGCACUCGGAGGGUGGAUUAGGUGCAGUUGACCACCUCAGUUUGUGGAUGAUAUGGCAAGCAUCGGUAUGGCGAGCUUGAAGCACAAUGUUUUCGAAAAGUAACUAAGGAACUUGAAGACGUGGUUGGAGAAUGGAUUUGGGUACACCAUGGAGUCGCAAAAUUUGUUAAAAAGCAAUGUAGGAGCAUGUGAAGCAUGGUAGCUCGUGUUGCAAGGAAUGAAAUGCGCCAUUUUAGAGAAUAUCAACUACCACAAAGGUGAAAUCCUUUCCAUCUCUAGUUCUAGCCAACCCAAUCACAAAGUCCCAAGGUGCAUGUGAAAUAGGCAAAGUUGUAUAAAGAUCACGGGAGAGAGCUAUAGACUUCUCUUUGCGAUAUGUCGUGCACCGACAGACAAAGCGCCCAACAUCUCAAAACAUCACUGGACAAACGAACUUGUUGACGAGCAUAGUUUGUGUCUUGCCGUGACGAAAAUGUCCCAUGAGUCCACCAUGUGACUCCUGCAAAAAAGAAGCAAACACAACAAACUCUCUAGAACACAAAGUUUGUUAGCGCACAUAGGAUAUUCAUUGUUCAUAUAGUAACUCGCCUAACAAGUGCCUUCGUCGCAAUGAGCGUAAGGCUUACUAAAGAGAGGGUCAAACCCAAUGACAUUAAGCUCAAGCUUUUGAAACAACAUGACUCUGUGGGAAAGAGCAUCUGCUACUACAUUAUAGCUGAUACAUGAUGACAUAGGGAAAGUAUUCAAUGUAUUCAAACUCCUUAAGUCAAAGAUAGUGAUGCCAAACUUGUAACACACACACACACACAAGAGCAUACAAUUCCUUAUCAUAGAUGGGAUAGUCUAAUUCUCUUUCGUUGAUGAGCGUAAGCUUAGUAACGCAAGGGUCAAAUCCAAUGACAUCAAGCUCAAGCUUUUGAAACAACAUAACUCUGCGGGAGGGUCAAAUCCAAUAACAUCAAGCUCAAGCUUUUGAAACAACAUAACAAAGCGGAAAAAAGCAUCCGCUACUACAUUAUACUCCCUCCGUUUCAUAAUGUAGUGCAUAUAUAUAUAUAUAUAUUAUUUUUUUUGAAAAGUCAAACCUCACAAACUUUGACCAAGUUUAAGGGAAAAAUAUGUACAUCUAGAAUGCCAAACAUAUAUCAUUAGAUUCAUCACAAACUUUGACCAAGUUUAAGGAGAGGGGGGGGGGGGUAAUCCCAAGGUGCUGGAUAACUACGUUUCACGGGGCACUGAUCAUUUUCUUGCUUGCAAAGACCCUGAUUAUCAGAAAAGCUUGUGGAAUGUGCUAUCAUCUAUUAUGAUGGAGCCAAACUUGGAAGAUUCUGAUAUCGAGCCUGCUCCCAAGCUCAUCGAGGUGUUUCUACAGAACUGCAAAGGUCAUGUAGAUCAAUGGGUUGAGCCUUACCUCUGGCUUACAAUUGAUCGGUUGCGCCGCUCAGAAACCAUAUUUGAAAUGUCUCCUUGUACAAGUGAUCAUAUUCCAGUAGAAGCUCUAGAUGGCAUUUUCAAAGCAACACUUGAUCUCCUUGCUGCCUACAAAGAUCAAAUUGCAGAACCGAAGAAGCAAAAUGAGGACGAUGUUGAUGAUAUGGAUGGCUUUGACGCUGAUGAAGAUGAUGAAGAAGUUGAAUCAGACAAGGAGAUGGGUCUUGACGAUGAAGACGGCGAUGAACUAAACAAUCUUCAUCUUCAGAGACUAGCUGCAGAGGCUAGAGGCUUCCAGCCAGCUGAUGAAGAUGAUGAUUCAGAUGAUGAUUUCAGUGACGAUGAGGAGCUGCAAUCACCGAUUGAUGAGGUGGAUCCGUUCGUUUUAUUUGUUGAAAGUGUCAAAGGUUUGCAAGCAUCUGAUCUGGCCAGGUUCCAGAACCUCGUGCAAACUCUUGAUUUCCGAUAUCAGGCGCUUGCUAAUGGCAUAGGUCAAUAUGCUGAAGAAAGAAGAGUUGAGAUCGAAAGAGAAAAUUGGAGAAGGCAAAUACACAGUGAUGAUUCAUGAAGCAUUUGUGCUCUAGCGCUUCCAUUCAGUAGGUCUGUAGAAGUGACGGGUCAGUAUCCUCUAAUUUUGGCAAUCACAGGUAAUGAGUUUUGGAGCCUUAUUCAUGUACCUGUCAAGGCAAAGCCUGUUCUAUCCUCGCGGGAGGCGAUAGCAGCCUUCUUAGAGAUUCGGUCAUCGGAAGUCAUUCUCCUGGUGGCCCUUUGUUGGGGGUCUCGGUUGUGCGAGCAGUGACACUAAUUCGUCAUGCUGCUCAGGCAAGUAUAUUUUGGUCGGAGCGUCUGUUAGAAACCCCUGUGGCAUGGUCAUCUCUGGGCCAUGAGUUUUAAGGAAAGUUUGUUGUUAGUGUACAUCUGGCUGCUUGUCUAGGCAUUACAUUUUUUUGGCAAAAAUGUAAUGGAAUACUCAUCUUCGUUGGUUUAUUUAAAAGGGCAACCAAUUUAUUGUUUUAACUACUA
Messenger RNA from Triticum aestivum (bread wheat), 4495 nucleotides. Its product is annotated as importin beta-like SAD2. The record is from RefSeq and is a predicted model, not a curated record. The transcript has 6 exons. Lineage: Eukaryota; Viridiplantae; Streptophyta; Magnoliopsida; Poales; Poaceae. Bases 3345 to 4040 code for a protein of 231 amino acids.